AGGAUAUUCUUGUGUCUCAAUAUUUGUCCAUGCGCUGUGCCCUUGUCAAUCUGUUUAUGUGUCCUUCGCUUAUUCGAACUGGUGCGUACGCGCUGCUCGCAUCGUACUUGAGCUGUGGUGGUAUGUAGAAGGCCGCUCCUCCGUUCUUGCAUUUACAAAGCCAUGUGUUGUUGAAGAUAAUGUGCUAUCAUUCAUCAUUGCCAUUGAUUGGAAUUGAAUGUGCACAACAACAAGGAAGGCAGUGCUACGGGAAAGAGCACCGAUCAAGAUGUCUUUCUCUCUUCGGUGAUUUUUCAAACCAGUGAUAAGCAAAGCAAAAUGGCGGAGGCCAAGCCGUUGUCGACGGCUGCAUCACCGUCAGUAACAUAGAAAUUGCGAUGGGCAGCUGAUUGUGUGAAACGACGGCAACGCAGGCCUGCUUCAACUUUUUUCCCCGUAGUAAGCACAAUCAACGACCUCCCUGCCGUCCGCAGUCUUCUUUGACGUGCCCAAAAACACGCAGCGAAGAUGGGGAUGCUUUCGCGAGAAAUUGUGAUCCGAAAGCUAAAGGAGCAUGAGAAGUUCAGGAAGAAGGAACAAACGACCCUCGCGCAGCUGCACGAUGUCUUCGAGGAAGGUACAUAGAUGCUGUGAUUUUAUUACAUAGAGCUGCCACAUGCGAAAAACCGGUUGCUGCUGCCUUUUAUACAGUGAUACGUUACUUAAUCAAGGCAUUAGGAAGCUGCAUUUUGCUGCGGUGUUCUCUGAACAGGCGAGGAGGAUGUGGGUGAACUUAUCGUAAGUUCUCCAAGAACAUCAACCAAUUUCAGGUGAGGGGCUGGAGUUUCUCGGUGACCCGAUGUGGUGGAGGUAUCCGGAGGAUAUAGACACCGACCGCAUUUACAUCACUACCGGGGUGGAGUUCCGGCAAAUUCGUCUGAUGGCACGCGAAGUCAUCUUCCAUUUUUUGCUGCUGGGGUUCGUGUCUGCUUACAUUCUCAACACGCGUUCCUCCGACGCGUUUUUAGCAAGGGAGGAGCAGCUGAAGUUUUGGCAAGGCUGCAACUCCACCACACCCGAGACCGCGAGAGAGUUUCGCGAGGGCAUCUACGAAAAGUGCGACGUCGAAACAGUUGUUGACAUCAAGACCUUUUGGACAUGGUACUCUUUCUUUUUCCUAGUUGUCGAUGUCCUCAAUAUGCCUUUGCAUCUGGUGCUCUCGAACUACUUGAGUGCUACCUUGCACAAAUUUUUUCCUUGCUCAAGCAACGAGUAGGAGCUACAGAAUCAAUGCACUUCAUUGUCAAAAAUGAAAUAUUUCAGGUUGGAUAUGAAGUUUGUUCCGCUCGCAUUCACGCCCCAGCCGGAGUAUGAGAAGGGAUUUGCGGAGCGAAUAACGUCCUUCGACUCCAACUCGUUCAAAAUAGGUUUGAACCCACGGCUCAUUGGCGACCCACAUCGGCCAGCAAACCUACUCCUAGGCCUCAUACGGAUGAGGCAAGUCCGCGUCCAAAAGAAUCAGGGCUGUACGGUCAGCUCCCUCUUCAGUCACAUCUUCUCGGACUGCAGAGCGCUGUUUAAGGAAGCACACCAAAGUAAUUUAGUUUCUUUUUUUAUCUUUUGUCUCCCACUCGUACUUGUGUACGCGCACACGCAAAUUCUUCAAUAGAUUUAGGUCGAUGUUGUAGCUGUGGGCACCACCACCGCAAAAUCUAAAUCAAGCAGUGACUUUAGAUGAUAGAUAAUGAUGAGUACAACCAUUAGCACCCUUGCAAAAAAGGUACAAGCGAUUUCUCUAGUUCGGAGGCGCCCACGUACACUCUGAAGAAUUACCAAUGGAAAACCGACGAGAGUAUUAUGAAACGGAGGACCAAUUAUAUCUUCAUGUUCAUGUGCUCAGCACCAUCUUCUUGGUGGUCGCCGUCGCCGCUACUGAAUCGUAGUGAAGACGCACAAGAAGAGGACGCUACUUUUUGACAACAUUGCAUGGUGAAUACGAACAGUGUCGCUUUUUAGUUACUGGGAGAUGGACGUCCCAUGCACAUGCUAUGAUAUUGGUUUUCGGUUGCAUACCAUCGGGGGCGACCGCAAUAGCAGGGCAGUUUUCAGAGUAUCCGGCAAGCGGUUUUCUAGUAGAUUUUCCGCUGUACGAGACAGAAGCGCACAUGCUGGUGCACGACCUGUGGAACUUCGGCUGGCUAGAUUCCGGGACACGCGCAGUGGUGCUGGAGUUCUCAUUUCUGAACACCAACGUGAAUAUAAUCGUGAACAAUCGCAUGCUCUUUGAGUUCGCGCCCACCGGCAAUGUCAUAUUGAGACAAGAAGUGGACGCAUGGCCGGUUUGGCAGCUCGAGUUCAUGCUAGCAGGUACAUGCUUUUCCUUUUGCUUUUCAACAUGGUCGAGACUCGGUAGAAGCGCAGUGUCGGACGAUGAUGAUCGGCGUGGGGGCGCCAGCGCAUUAACCAUUUAACAUUCGAAUUUGUAAUUUACCAUUCGUUUGGAUUGCGUUGCGUAUGCCUACAAUCCACUGCAGAUGAAACGAUGAAACAAAUCAACGCCAUUUUUUCUGUAUUCCCAGGUGACCAAGCGCUGAAUGCGUUUAUAUACACGGCGCUGCUUGCCAUUCUCCUCAUCUACCAAGUGUGGAACAUAUCGUGGCACAUGCGGCAGUGCGGUUUGAAGUUCUUCGGUUACGGCUGGAACUACGUCGACAUAGCGUCCGUCGUGCUCUGGAUCAUCCACUUUUCCUUCCGCAUCACCGCCUACACCAACAUCAGCAGCGAGGUCAACCUGUCGCCGAGCAGAAUAGGCCACCCGGAAUACUUCAUGCCCUUCUCGCGAGCGGUGGUAGACCCCUUGCAGAAAGCCAGGACGUGCCUGUCGUUCCUCUCGCUCACGGUGUGGUUCAAGACGCUGAAAUACGCCUGUAUUUUCACGGGAUUCCGGACUCUCGUGCGCGUGAUGGGAAAGUCACUGGGCAACCUGUUCAACUUCUCCCUGGUCGUACUGGUAAUUUUCUUCGCCUUCGCCGUGUCCUUCUACGUGGGGUUUGGCGGCAACGACCAGCGGUUCACCGACAUGUUCGGCACGUUCCUGAUCCUGUUCUUCUAUCUGGUCGGCGGCUUCGAGCUGAAUCUGUAUGACUGGUUCCUUCCCGGCAGCGACAUAAUACGACCGCUCAUUUUUCUCCUCUACCUGCUCCUCACCUACUUCAUCCUCGUCAACGUCUUCAUGGCAAUCGUGCUGGACUCUUACACCAUGGUUGUGGUAUUUUUUUUUGUGUUUGUGGUCUUAAUUUUGUAACUUUUUCAUGUGCUUUGGAGUGACUUCCAGACCCAUGCCAUGCGUAUCUUGAUCCUACACAGAGGAGACGGAAAAAGAAAUCAAAAUCAACUCCAUGAUUUUACCAUUUCUGAACAGGUAAUAAGAAAAGCGCAGAGCACGUUACCCAGGAAGGUCGGGUACCAGGAUGGGGAAUCCAAGAAUUUCAUGAUCACCUUCCUCUACGUGUACUACCACUUCUUGCGAGGAAUAGACCUAGUUGGGGAAGAAGAGAAGAAAGAAGAAGACGCUGAGUUUGAGUAAGAUAUUUAUAUAUCGCAGUCAAAAUUUUUCCUUCUCCGGAUAAGAAAGCGUACAACUGUCAUGACAAAAUGAAUGCUGUCUCAGGCGGUUUUGAGCGCUCAAUGAAUUUGCCGAAGCCUUGACUAGUAACAACUCACCGCAUACAUCACACAGGUUCAUAGACCUCGAGGAGCUGCCCGGUGUAGUAGCUAAGAAGUGGCUCAUGAAGAAGAGGAGAAUGAUGGAAACGGUGGCACGAGUCAACGGGGAAGAAAUGCCCCCGCAGAAGGGCUUUGAUGACGACGACAACGAGGAGGGGGAAGACUACUUUGACGAGCACGGAAACUAUGUACCAAAGGACCAAGCGCCACAAGCGGAGCACCCCAGUCUCAGCGGAAAUUUCAACAAGGGCAUGGGAAGAAUAAAGGUACGCACGAUUUUGUUGUCGCACAACUUCACCGGAAAGAAAAAAUUGUUGAAGGACAAGAAGCUGGUGCGUAUCUCCAGCAUCUGCCAACAUCAUGCUGAUAGAUUAGAAUUGGAUGUAAUUCUGCAUUUUCUGACAUCACGACCCCUCGCGUUUUGUCGCAGAAAGACGAAAAGAGUUCAGAAAAAGUUUGGUCACCACAACACAUCUGCAGGAGAAAAUCAUGUCUGCGCUGAUGCCGGACAGUCAGAAGGCGCUGAACGGAAUCCGGACGAUCCCGAAGACCACCAGGCCGGGCUUAUCCACAAAGGGUAUGUACGUCGACAACCCGGACGCGAUGGGCGGCGCCAUCGGGCUCCCCCAGUUGCAGCGCCUCCUCGACGAAGACAAGGCACUGAGAAUACUCCUGGGGAGUGCGGACGCGUUGGCGGUCAUCAAGCGCUUCAAGUACAUACCAAACGAGGACGACAAUCUCCGGGCCAUGAAGGCCAUGGAGAGCGGGGCUGGCAACGGCGAACUUGCGGGGCUCGACGGGGACGAUCUCGGGGAAUGGGAAGACACGGAAAACGAAACCAUCAACCAGCUGCAGGAAGUCGUCUUCAGCAGGCUAGACAAGCUAGAAAAAUCCUCGCUCGACGUCGACAUCACGGAAGUGCCGCAGAUCAAGUAUUGUUUCUUUCUUAUUUGCGAGCUUUUUUGUCAGAUCAACAUCGACCCACGUAUGUGAAUGACCACGAGCAGCACGAGUUUGUUGUGCUGUAUUUCGUGCUUCAGGUCUUCUAUGAAUGACAACUGGGGUUUUGGUUCGCGCCCCUUGGGCGUCGGAAAUGAGAUAUCUUUCUGACACUUUACAGUAGCACUCGCCUCGCCUUGUCCCGGUGCCAAGGUGGUUUUUAGGAAGGUAAAAGCGAAGCAAAACACUAAGAAAGUAACCACUUUUCUGGUUCUUUGUCUAGCACGCCUUGUUUCGAUCUUCGCCUAGCCAAGUAAAGAGAGUAGCAGUAUUAUUACCUCCCCGGUGUGUUACUCGUUUCUACCUUCUCAUCUAAAGACCUCUGUCUUGUGCGCUCCCAAUUACUUCUCGCCUUGUCCCGGUGCAAUGGUGGUUUUUUUUUUUUUUUGGUUUCGCUUGUCUCCUGAACACAAGUAAAGCCUCCUAGACCAAAGCCUGCCAAGUUAAGAAAAUUAACUCCCCGGUGUGUUACUCGUUUUUACUUUCAUUUCCUCCCUGGUGUGUUACUUGCUCUGACUUAGAUUUUUUCGCAAUCAGUCGAGCAACGCACCCGCGGAACAAGAGGGAAGGUGUUUAUCUUUAAUAAUUGACGAUGGGCGAAAAAGAAUGCGCUUCUGCAUGCUCACCACCUAAACGGGCACAAUCGGCGCAGCAGAUGUUCCUUAUUUGUUCCAGUUUAGCCGCGCCGCUGAACAACGGGAGACGGCCUGUCCGGUGAGUGAGUACGCCGUCAACUGCUCGCCGGGGCGCUGCGUGGAAGGGCAGCGUCGCCGCAUGUCGAGCCGGGGAACUAGUUUGCUUUCGACUGCCUUUUAUUUUUUUUUUUAAGUUCCCCGGCAUCUCAAUUCCCCCUGAACUUGCCGCCUUACUCUUCACGGACAUCUCGUGUAUGACAUCAGCGCGUAGAACGGUUCGAACCAGACUCGGGCUACAAGGCAACAGGUAAACCAUCCCUACGCCCUCCGGUCGACCUUGACGAAUCUGACUACCAAACCCUCUGCGGAUUUCUAUCAGCUUUGCAGACACCUAGGGCCACGCCGCCGCGCAUUCCGAGGGUAGAGCAGACGAACCACAGAAGGGCGUUGCGAGGUGGCCAUCGACAUCACUCAAGCGGGGGAGCGGAAGCAAGGUCUCUGUUCAGCUGUGUGGUGUGCGGUACUCUAGUCCGGACUAGUUUACUAUUUCGGUGGUCUCUCUCUCUCUCUUAUUUGUUCCAGUUUACACCUCAAAACUGUUGAUCUCUCUUCACGAUCAUGAUGGUUUUUGUUGUUUUUCUCUUGUUUUUCCACCUUUUCACACAACUUUGCAGAACAGAAUCGAUGGACUCUAGGCGUAAACGGUCCGCGCUAGGAGUUGACUUUGUUUCUCUUUCGCGACAUCUUUUGAAAAGCUUGCGACUUAGAAGCCUUUAGUUCUAUGGUUGAUGCUAACUGCUUUUUAAAGGAAGAAGCGCAGACACAUGCAGCAUUGUGCUCUGUGCGCUCAGUUCAAUGCUGUGGGCACUCCUGUGCAGAGAGCUCAUACGCAUGACAAAGCCGCUGAGUAUUUUUAUUGUUUUCUUUUUCUCCCAUUCGCGGGUUUGUAACGCGUGUUUCGCAGGUUUUGGGAGAUUUUGGACUAAAGUCUUUCUAUCCUAAUGCCAUAGGCUGAGAAACCGCGUUUGCAACUAAACUUGCAAUGCAGUGAAGAAAAAAACAAAAGACAAAAAGAAAAAGCCGGACGUUGGUGCCCGCAACAGGCUACUUCGAAAGAUCUUACUUGCUGUCCCGACCGCCCCAGGUCUGUGAUGUCGAUCGUUUUUUCACAGACAGUUGAGUAUUCCACCCGCGGAACAAGAGGCAAAAACAUAGAACAAAAGAAAAUACCUCGGAAAGUUUAAUACGGAAAGUCCACUGAAGCACGAAGUAAGGAUCCCUCUUACAAUCUCUUAACACUUCUGGCGCCUUGCACUUUGGACGGUCUAAACCACAGCUCCCUAGACAACAAAAAGCCAUCACGUAAAACCACAAAGACGCACUGAAAGCACUCCCACCUGCUGCUGAGUUUUCUCCUAUGCAAAUUCACAGCUUCACGGAAGAUGCCUCAACAACGCAGAGCGGCAAGCAGAAAGAAAACUAUAGAAAAAAAAAAUAAUCAAGAGUGAAACUGUCUCUAUACUGCAGCUUUGCUCCUUUUAACAAACUGUCUCUAUACUGCAGCUUUGCUCCUUUUAGCCCAACUAGUAGACCAAAAUAUGUUGUUGUAGAUGAUUCAAUUUCGUGUCAUUAUUACUGUUCCUAGUAUCAAAAUUACAAACCGCACGUAGCUACCGAAAAAAUAAAAUGUAGAAAUCGCGUCAACAUCGUCAGCCCAAAAAAUCCUGCUGUUAUUUUUCUUUUAUUAAUUUGUGCAGUUUCACAUCAACGGCGCAGUAUUGGCCGUUCUUUGCUUUUUUCACCAUCAGAAGUGCGAACUGCGAGGAGCGGGGCGGCCCCCCUAACUAACUAACUAACUUGUUGUCUGCAAAACAAACGAAACCGCGCAUCCUUUUGUAUGUCCUGCACAGCGAUUUGACCUCUGGUUACUCGCUCGCUGCUUUGUAUGCUUGCUUUUAUAUGCUCACGGCUUGGCUUUGGCUGAUGGUCGUCCUUUUGUAUCCGUAUUUGCUGUUCUCGUUGAUGCUUUCUGUGCUCGUGCUAUCAUAUCUACCAGAGCGUCGGUUCGUACGUUUGCGCCGCUGUUCGUGUGAUUUGCUUUCCAGGAGCUCGAUCGCAAAUUCGUACGCUCCUCUCAUUCCGUUGCCGAAAUCUGAUCUUCCCUCUGCCCCCUCUUGCAUACGCCCCUGUAGGAUUGAGGCUCUACCCUUUUAUCUUGCUUGUUUCGUCUAAGUCUGAUGGCUUCCUACUGCUCUUCCCUUUGCCCUCUCUUGCAUGCGCCCCCGUAGGUUUAGGUCUCUACCCUUUUACUUUUCUUCUUUGGUUCUGUAAGUCUGUUCCUGUUGUCUUACUGCUGUGACCUUUGUAGCGCUAGUCUGCGGACCCCGCGAACUCGCAGGGGCUUUGUUUUUUCCGCCUAGCCAGCGGGUUUGUCAGGGGGGUGGCGGACGCGACAUUGCCGUGGACGUGUCGCACUUGUUCAUCAGCACCACUGCGGAGUUUUUGGCGCGGCCCUGCGGUGGUUUUCGCGAAGUGAUUGCUCUACCCGGAAGGAAAAAAAUUAGUUCUAGCAAUUUAGCUUAUGCGAUCAACAGGCUCGAAGAUUCGUCUCCGGAAGCCAAACGCAGCACGCCUUUCAUUAAGUCCCCUAGGGUCUGGUCUUCUAAUCCAGGCGGUAGAAAACAUUUCGUGCUUGGCUUCUAAACGAGUUUUCUUGCCUCUCGGCGGUAGUCCGUCUAAUAAAUAGUCCCAAUUACUAGGUGGCGCCGCUUGUGGCUGUCACGAGGUGGCUCGCACCUCCCCGGAGUGAGAGAGGGUUCGUUACCGGGUUUCAGUACCUUCCGUCUGGCCUGGGCUCCUGGUGGCUGCUUCCACCGUCGGGGAGCAUAAAAACACUAAACGUAAGUCAUUGACCACUGGGUCUCUGUGACGCCGUGCCUGCACGCACCAUCAGAAGUGCGCUGGUGCCAAUCGUGUUUCCACGUGUGCCAUCAGAAGUGCACCGAAUCACGAGGGUACUACUACUACUACUACCCUUGCUGGGUAAUCUAUCUAUCUAUCCCGGUGGUCAUGUUUUUGUCAUCUAAAAACGUAGGUUCGUAGAGAAAGCUCCUGCGAAGAACAUCAUCGGCGAAAUAGAAAAUACGAAUUGUUUUCAGGUUCCUGGCGACGCAGCUGAGCGACCUUCUGUCUGACGUGCAAAAUUGCUGGCGAGAGGGCAUUAUCUCGGUGCUCGAAAGUGCGAAUCUGAUUUCCGGAAGCCUGUUGCAAUUCACGAAGAACGUCGAAGAUGUGUCGCAGAACCACAACAAUAUCAUGGAGAAGCUGUGCGUCGACGAGGACGGCUCGGAUGAGGAAGAGGAAAUGGAAGAGGACUAGUAACCCCACCACAUUUACAAUAGUAUGAUAACAACUAUCUGCCCCAAAUCACAGUUUUUGUGAAGACUUCAAUAGUAGCGGUAAACUAAACUAAACUUCAACCAGGAGACUAUGUCAAUUGUCUAAACUUUAACGCACGAGAUGCAAGAAGUUCUCCUUUUUGGUAGCUCUCGCAGAACUUCUUGCUAUGUCUUCUUGUGUCAAUAUGUCAAAUUGAAAUUAACUGAAAUCGAUGCAACUGUAAGGACAGAAAAUACAAAUGUUCCAAACGAAGAUUGAAUUCGAUACUGAACUUUUCUCCAUAGCUGGUUGCGGAUGAUGCUUGACCACCUGUGGCGCGUGCGCGGGCACAGCGGCUGACCAUGUACACCUCUUACAUUAGCCCGUGCUAAGGACAGUGCCAGCCUGUAUUUGCCGCCAUUUACUCGAACUGAGUAAUUAAGACACUGAGAGCUUGCUAAUCGCUGGUGCUUCGAAUCUUCUGUACGCCCCUCCCUUCCAAAUUAAUAACCCUGACACCUUCUAUUUGUUCACCUUUUUCUGUAUAACGGUGUUGCCCAUGGCUAUGCCACUGGCAGACCGGCCGAUUUGAUCUUCGACCUUUAAUUCGCUCAAUCGGAAGAAACCUUUUGCACGAAGUGAGGACUGCGGUUGCAUCUUGAGAAUGGCGCAAGGAAGAUGAAAGGCAAAGACAAAAAAUGCACCUUUUUUCGUGGCUAGCACGUACUUGCAUGUAGUCGGCGAUUCGUGUUCAUGUUUAGUCGCUUCACUCGUGUUCUUCUUCCCGAUUGCCAGCGCAUCUCUUGUAUUUUGACCCUUUAUUCAGCAAGAGCUUGAGCUGCGAUUCUUCUUUCUCUGCAGAUUGUCAUUGGUAAUUUACUAAAAUUACCAUUACGUUGAUGCAGACGCUGCAGCCAAAGAAUAGCUUGAGCUUUCUGUUUUAUAGCAGGCGAACACGAAAAUGAAGAAGAAGUACAUUCGCAAUAUUUGUUGCACGACCUCCUGCAGGUGUUGAGAUUGAUUUUCGCGAGUGAUCUUUGACCGAAUGCGCCAUAGAUGAUAAUUUUGCGUGCCUUUCAUCUGAUUAGUGCCAGCGAGGUCGAUUUCGAAUUGUCUUUUUCGAGAUAUUUUCCGCAGCAUUGCGUCGUUCACUUUCGCUACCAUGAGAUUGAGAUCGCAACUCCAUCAAACCUGCCAU
This is a messenger RNA of Amoebophrya sp. A120, 9915 nucleotides long. Lineage: Eukaryota; Dinophyceae; Syndiniales; Amoebophryaceae. The record is from the annotation of a GenBank genome assembly.